GAGAACGCGGUGAACGGGGAUCACCUGUGGAUGGAGACGAGCUGUUCGGGAGAGCUCUGUUAUUUGGGAGAGGACACCUGCCUGCUGAAGACGGCAAAGUCGGCCCCAAGAAGGAAAUGUGCUGCCUGUAAGAUCGUUGUUCACUCCGGCUGCAUAGAGCAACUGGAAAAGAUUAACUUCAGAUGUAAGCCGACCUUCAGAGAGGGAGGAUCCCGCUGCCUCCGAGAUCAGAACAUCCUGAGACAUCACUGGGUCCACAGACGGAGACAGGAGGGCAAAUGUAGACAGUGUGGCAAGAGUUUUCAACAGAAGUUUUUCCACAGUAAAGAAAUAAUCGCCAUCAGUUGCUCCUGGUGCAAACAGGCGUUCCACAAUAAGGUGACGUGUUUCAUGCUGCACCAGAUCGAGGAGCCGUGUUCGCUGGGGGCCCACGCUGGAGUCAUCGUACCUCCGUCCUGGAUCAUCAAAGUUAGGAAACCACAGGUGCACACACACACGCACACACACACACACACACAC
Plectropomus leopardus (leopard coralgrouper) is the source of this 519-nucleotide messenger RNA. The record is from RefSeq and is a predicted model, not a curated record. NCBI's taxonomy places the organism in Eukaryota, Metazoa, Chordata, Actinopteri, Perciformes, Serranidae.